This is a messenger RNA of Maniola jurtina (meadow brown), 2169 nucleotides long. It is a transcript of the gene asun, whose product is annotated as integrator complex subunit 13. Bases 175 to 2073 code for a protein of 632 amino acids. The transcript is spliced from 13 exons. Gene Ontology annotation, biological process: centrosome localization; regulation of mitotic cell cycle. The record is from RefSeq and is a predicted model, not a curated record. Lineage: Eukaryota; Metazoa; Arthropoda; Insecta; Lepidoptera; Nymphalidae. Gene Ontology annotation, cellular component: integrator complex.
UGAGUCUUGACAUUGGCUAAUCCACGGCUAAUCUUUGUAAAGCCAGACGAGAGAGCAAAAAAAAAUAUCUGUGAAUAUUUACAACUACAAGUAUUUUAAUGCAAAUAAUAAAUAAUGCAAUUACUUGUGUUUUCCACCCAGUACCGAAAAAAUAUGAUAUAACUUGGUUUAAAUAUGUUCCCAACUAAUCAUAAAACCAUAUUUGUGUUAGAUCAUACUCCAUACUUUGGGAUAUCUUCCGACAACCCCAUAGAUUUCGAUGUUUCAAAAAGCCGGGGUCCAGGUUAUGUGCCACUGCCUCCAGUGUGUAAAUCUUUGUGGACCUGCAGUGUUGAAGCAGCAGUUGAGUACUGUCGUAUAGUCUGGGAUUUGUUUCCUGAAGGCAAAUUGGUCCGAUUUGUUGUGAGUGAUUCAGCUGCUCAUAUUUUAAAUACUUGGGCUGUGGCACAGCAGAAUCUUACACAUGUUCUCAAUGGGCUAUGUCUAGUUGGUCCAGUACGUCGUGGGGCAGGUGGCGAUGUGGUGGGCUUGUGUGCUGCUAUUGAAGCCCUAGCUGAAGCUUCUCCAACUCAAACAACCAGACAACCUACGGACAGACUCUUUCAGAAUCGCGGUCGUAUAAUUUGUAUAACAAGUGCCAGAGAUGACGAUUCGAUCCGGAGUCUUGCGGAGAUCGCUCUUAAUACACUGGUUCAACAAAACAAAAAGGCGUCAACACCACAGCCGCAGACAACAACUGAUGCGUCCACUAGUCCACAGUCUUUAGUAGUACACUACUGUCAUUUAGUUAUAAUCAAUGUAACACCAGAAAAAGCUGAUACACGGGUCAGCAACCAGCCAGUUACAGAGAUGGGUGGCGGUCUAAUGGGUGUGGAAGUCAUUGUGUGUCGUGCGAGUGCUCUGGCUAAUCUAUUGGGUCGGUUGGUAUUACCACACUAUAGACUGGCCAUUACCACUGUUACCGGUAUUCCUAUGAAGGAAGAACAAAAUGCGAGUUCGAGCGCAAAUUACGACGUAGAAAUAAUACAUUCCGCUGAAGCACACGCCGGCCUCAGAGCGCUGCAAACUGCCGCGGAGUCUACUGAAUCGGUAGUGCUGCGAUGGUGGACCCCAAGAGGGGCGGAAGGAGGCGCGGGCGGCUGCAAUGGUCCACUAUGGCGAGUAACUCCCGCUGAUGUCGCGUCGCGUCCCUCCGCCUGUCUCGUGAACUUCCUGCUCAACGGAAGAUCUGUUACAUUGGAAGUACCCAGGAAAGGCGGCGGUAGAUCGGCGUCGCACGUGCUGGCGGCGCAGGGCGGCGAGCUGUGGAUCGGCGCGCUGGGCGGCCGCACGCCCUACGAGGACCCGCCUGCGCUGUCCGAGGGAGCUGGCGGACGGGUUACGGAUUAUAGAAUAAAAGAAUUUGGGGCCCUUAUGCAGCAGAACAAAUUACACCCUCUUCGAGGAGCGGGCUCGAACGCGCGGGCCCGCGCGCGGUUGCAGCGCCAUACGACGUACUGGCCGCUCACUAUAUCGUCCACUCUCAUAUUCAAUUUGGGUUCGGUAAUGGAGCCGUUGACGCGGUUAGUAGUCCAAGAGUCGUUGACGGAAGAAGAGGUGGACUCAUGUCGUGGCGUGCUGUUAUCUCUUCUCGGGAUGGAGUCGCGUCACGAGUUCCCCGCUUCACAAUUACCUUCUAAUUUGAGAGGCAAGUCUUCUGGGCGUCGCGAAGAGCAAUGGCGUCAAGUAUGGGGAGAACUAGAAGCUCUGAUACGCGCGCACUCCGCUUCGCCCGCGCACCGUGCGUUGUUGCGUACACUGCUCGAAUGCCGCUCGCACAAUAACCACAAUACUGAUGGAGAAUCGUCGCGGGCGACAGUCAUAAGGGCCACGACAGACUCUCCCCUUUCACCAGUUGGCGCCGGCAACGGGAACAACAGUAGCGAUGUGUGGGCGCCUCGGAACGUUCUAGACGCUCUCUUAGGAGCUCCACGACCGCCUCGUAGACCGGACUUCGCAGGACGUAUGGCAGCCGGGAACCGCGUGGCCACACUGUACCAACAUUUGCAGCAGGAUGUGGAAACACCACAUUGAUUGAGGCAAAGACUGUCUCGACGAAUAUAAAAUAUUUGUAAUGUGACUGACGAGAUAGUAUUACAAUUCUGUUAAAAAUAAAUAUAUGUAUUUUUA